AUGGAUGUUUCUUCCAUUGGACGAACUAGAAGCCAAACUGAUCAAGAUCCUUUGUUAAUGGAGCAUGAAACCCACAAUAAUCGUGAGCACGUCGUCGAUAUCACAAGUAAUGACGAUGACUCUUCAUCAGGAUCUUCUAUUGAUGAGCUAACUCCUGAGGUUGGUGAAGAGGGAAUGCCAUCAAAUGGUACACAAAACCCGACGCAUCCAUCUCCGUCAGCUCCUCCCCAGCAAAGAGCAAGUUCUUCUAGGAGAGGUGAUGAUGGGAAUGUUCGGCGUAGUAGUAGUAGGAGUCCACUGAAUUCUGGCCUUUGGAUUUCAGUUGAGUUAGUUGUCACUGUGGCUCAGAUUGUUGCAGCUAUAGUAGUUAUGGUUCUGGCUAAAGACGAACAUCCAGAAGCGCCAUUGUUUACAUGGGUUGUUGGAUAUACCUCUGGCUGUAUAGCUACUCUCCCUAUUCUCUAUUGGCGUUUUCGGACUUAUAACCGUGGUACAGGGCAAGACUCUUCGCAGCGUAGUAGCUCUUCUCAAGGCAAUAAUAAUCUCUCAGAGUCCACACCAUAUACACCCGUCUCAGUGGCUCAAGCGCCAGAUGAAGAAAACAGCACUGACAUGAGAGCAGCACCUAGGAACAAUGUAGUUGGGGAAAGCUUAAGAACAAGACUCAACGGGCUGGUGGACCAUUUCAAGAUGGCAAUUGAUUGUUUCUUUGCGGUGUGGUUUGUUGUGGGGAAUGUAUGGAUAUUUGGAGGUCACUCAUCUCCUUCUGAUUCUCCUAAAUUGUACCGGUUAUGUAUCGCGUUCCUUACUUUCAGCUGCAUUGGAUAUGCAAUGCCGUUCAUACUAUGCGCAACAAUCUGUUGUUGUUUGCCUUGCUUAAUCUCUGUUCUCGGGUUUCGAGAAAACUUCUCACAAACUAGAGGAGCCACUGCCGAGGCGAUCAACGCACUGCCUGUCUACAAGUUCAAGUCAAAAAGUAGAAAUGAUUUGGAAUCUUCAGAGGAAGGUGAAGGUGGAUUUCUUCUAUUGGGAUCCGAGAAGAAACGUCUUAUAUCAGGCGAAGAUGCCAGCUGUUGCAUCUGCUUGGCAAGAUAUGGAGACGACGAAGAAGUUAGAGAGCUGCCAUGCUCACAUGUCUUUCAUGUAGACUGUGUAGACAAAUGGCUUAAAAUCAAUGCGACUUGCCCGCUCUGUAAAAGUGAGGUCGGAGAAAGCAGCAGUGCUUCCUCAUAG
Messenger RNA from Arabis nemorensis, 1233 nucleotides. The record is from the annotation of a GenBank genome assembly. Lineage: Eukaryota; Viridiplantae; Streptophyta; Magnoliopsida; Brassicales; Brassicaceae.